AUGGAAGACUUCGUCCAGAGUUCUGGAGACCAUGGUGUGGUGGUGUUUUCUCUAGGGUCGAUGGUCAGUACCAUGACAGAAGAAAAGGCCAAUGCAAUUGCAUGGGCCCUUGCCCAGAUUCCACAAAAGGUUCUUUGGCGAUUUGAUGGCAACCCCCCAGCUUCCUUAGGACCCAAUACCAGAAUCUACAAGUGGCUCCCCCAGAAUGACCUUCUUGGUCAUCCAAAAACCAAAGCCUUUGUAACUCAUGGUGGUGCGAAUGGACUUUAUGAGGCAAUCCAUCAUGGAAUCCCUAUGAUUGGCAUUCCUUUGUUUUCAGAACAACAUGAUAACAUUGCCCACAUGGUGGCCAAAGGAGCAGCUGUUGCAUUAAAUAUCAAAACAAUGUCAAGGUCAGAUUUGCUCAAUGCACUGGAAGAAGUCAUUAAUAAUCCUUCCUAUAAAGAGAAUGUGAUGUGGUUGUCAACCAUUCACCAUGACCAACCUAUGAAGCCCCUGGACAGGACUAUAUUUUGGAUUGAGUUUGUCAUGCGCCACAAAGGAGCCAAGCACCUGAGACCACUCGCACACAAUCUCACCUGGUACCAGUACCACUCUCUGGAUGUGAUUGGAUUCCUGCUCGCCUGUGUGGUGGCCACUGUAGCCCUUCCUGUAAAGUGCUGCUUGUUUGCUUAUCAAUUCUUUGUAAAGAAGGCAAAGAAAACGAAGAAUGAGUAG
Molecule: messenger RNA, 717 nt
Organism: Mus pahari (shrew mouse)
Lineage: Eukaryota; Metazoa; Chordata; Mammalia; Rodentia; Muridae
Product: UDP-glucuronosyltransferase 2B17-like
Exons: 4
Coding region: 1-717 (238 amino acids)
Molecular function (GO): UDP-glycosyltransferase activity
Source: RefSeq, a predicted model, not a curated record